Merops nubicus (carmine bee-eater) is the source of this 1449-nucleotide messenger RNA. RefSeq names its product selenium-binding protein 1-like. Bases 208 to 1449 code for a protein of 413 amino acids. The transcript is spliced from 12 exons. Gene Ontology annotation, molecular function: selenium binding. The record is from RefSeq and is a predicted model, not a curated record. Lineage: Eukaryota; Metazoa; Chordata; Aves; Coraciiformes; Meropidae.
UGCAGAACUCAGUGCUACGAGUACCCCACCUGCCCAGACACUGUGAAAGGCAAGUUGUGGUGUUUGAGCUCUGAAGCUCCUAGGGAGGAGGUUGCCUACGUGACCUGCACCUACAGGUCAACAUGCAUCGACCAGCCUGACUUCCUGGCCACCAUCGAUCUCAAUCCCAGAUCUCCAUGUUAUGGCCAGGUGAUCCACCGCCUGCCCAUGCCCAACCUCAAAGACGAGCUGCAUUCCUCGGGGUGGAGUGCUGGCUGCAGCUGCUUGGACAAUGUCCCAGCGAAAAGGAACAAGCUGAUUCUGCCCGGUUUGAUUUCCUCCCGCAUCUACGUGGUGGAUGUGGGUUCCCAGUGCCGGGCUCCCAAGCUGUGUAAGAUGAUCGAGCCCGUGGAUGUCUUCUGGAAGUGCAACAAGGGCUACCUGGCUGUAGUCCGCAGCCUGCCCAACGGGGACAUCUUGAUCGCCAACAUGGGAGAUCCAGCUGGCAAUGGGAAAGGCGGGUUUAUCGUGCUGGAUGGACAGACCUUUGUGGUUGAGGGCCUUGAGCUGAAGGGGAACUGGGAACACGAGUGUGAGGCCCCCCCGACCGGGUGUGACUUCUGGUACCAGCCGCGCCACAACGUCCUGGUCAGCUCUGCUGGCUUUGUCCCCAGAAUUGCGGGACGUGGAUUUAAUCCCGACGACCUGAAGAAAGGGGUCUUUGGGCACCGCCUGAACGUGUGGAACUUGUCCUGCCGGACCCUCACCCAGUGCUUUGACCUGGGGGAGGACUCCCUGCCCCUGAGCGUGAAGUUUCUGCACAACCCUGAUGCUGCUGAGGGCUACGUCAGCUGCGCCCUCAGUGGCAUCAUCUACCGCUUCUACAAGUGCGAGAGGGACAACUGGGCAGUCGAGGAGGUGAUCCGGAUACCAGCCAAGGAAGUGUCAGGAUGGAUUAUGUGCAAGAUGCCAGCCUUCACAGUUGACCUCGUCAUCUCGAUGGAUGACAAGUACCUGUAUGUCAGCAACUGGCUGCACGGAGACAUCCGCCAGUAUGAGAUCUCCAAGAACUGCAAGCCCAGGCUGGUGGGACAGGUAAGACAACUGCCAUGCAUCCUCAGAGGUGGACCCGUGACUGUGUGUAGAGACGAAGAGCUCAAGUGCCAGCCAGAGCCCCUGGUGGUCAAGUGCAAGAGGAUCUACGGUGGACCCUGCAAAAUGCAGCUCAGCCUGGAUGGCAAGAGGCUGUACGUCACCAACUCCUUCUACAGCACCUGGGACAAGCAGUUCUACCCGAACCUGGUCAGGGAAGGCUCUGUCAUGCUGCAGAUUGAUGUGGACACGGAGAAGGGAGGCCUGACAGUGAACAAGAACUUCCUGGUGGAUUUUGGAAAGGAACCCCAUGGGCCUUGCCUUGCCCAUGACAUCCACUUCCCUUCUGGAGACUCCACCUCCGAAAUCAUGGCCUAG